Messenger RNA from Chaetomium globosum CBS 148.51, 6336 nucleotides. RefSeq lists its product as uncharacterized. Gene Ontology annotation, biological process: long-chain fatty acid biosynthetic process. The record is from RefSeq and is a predicted model, not a curated record. Lineage: Eukaryota; Fungi; Ascomycota; Sordariomycetes; Sordariales; Chaetomiaceae. The transcript is spliced from 2 exons. Gene Ontology annotation, cellular component: fatty acid synthase complex. Bases 1 to 6336 code for a protein of 2111 amino acids. Gene Ontology annotation, molecular function: fatty acid synthase activity; [acyl-carrier-protein] S-acetyltransferase activity; enoyl-[acyl-carrier-protein] reductase (NADH) activity.
AUGUAUCCCAACAACGGCAGCGGCACAGGCCCGCAGACGGGUGCCGUCACGCCCCGGUCGUCGGCCUCACUGCGUCCCCUCACUCUCUCCCACGGUUCUCUCGAGACAUCCUUUUUAAUACCUACCGGCAUCCACUUUCAUGCUUCCCGGUUGAAGGAGGGCUUCGUCGCAACUCUACCGGCACCCACCGAUGAGCUAGCCCAAGAUGACGAACCUUCGUCGGUGGCCGAGCUCGUGGCCCGGUACAUGGGUUAUGUUGCGCAUGAGGUUGCUGAGGGCGAGGACGACGUACAAGGGUCGGGCGAGGAAGUGCUUAAACUUAUUCUCAACGAGUUCGAGCGGGCAUUCCUUCGCGGCAACGAUGUCCAUGCCCUGGUGGCAACGCUCCCUGGCAUUGACGCGAAGAAGUUGGAGGUCAUUCGCAGCUACUUCGCUGCUCGUUCGGCGUCGAAUCGCGCAAUGAAGACGCACGAAUCGGCCUUGUUUCGGGCAGCCGAUGAAGAAGAUGCGAAGCUCUACAAUAUUUUUGGCGGCCAGGGCAACAUCGAGGAGUAUUUCGAAGAACUCCGCGAGUUAUACCUUACCUACCCAUCUUUUAUCGGGGAGCUGGUAGCGUCAUCAGCCGAACUUCUUCAGACCCUAUCCAGCCACCCGAGCGCGGAAAAGCUCUACGCUAAAGGUUUAGAUGUAAUGGGUUGGCUUCACAGCCCGGAUGCGACACCAGACGUUGACUAUUUGGUGUCGGCCCCGGUCAGCUUCCCCCUGAUCGGUCUCGUGCAGCUCGCCCAUUAUCAGAUCACCUGCAAGGUCCUCGGCCUCCACCCCGGCAUUCUGCGAGAGAGAAUCAGCGGGACCACGGGACAUUCCCAGGGCAUUGUGCUGGCCGCUAUCACGGCGGCCGCGGACUCGUGGGAGUCGUUCGAGGAGAUUGCCAACUCUGCCUUGACCAUCCUUUUCUGGAUUGGUGCCCGCAGCCAGCAGACUUUCCCCAUUACUUCUCUGAGCCCAUCCAUGCUUCAGGACUCUAUCGACAACGGGGAGGGCACCCCCACUCCCAUGCUGAGCAUCCGCGACCUUCCUCAGGCCGAAGUCCAGAAGCACAUCAACCAGACGAACCAGUACCUUCCUGAUGACCAGCACAUCUCGAUUUCGCUCAUCAACAGCCCGCGAAACCUGGUCAUCGCUGGCCCGCCGAGGUCGUUGUGCGGCCUCAACGCCCAGCUCCGAAAAGUCAAGGCUGCCACUGGUCUGGACCAGACUCGGAUCCCCCACACUGAACGCAAGGUUCGCUUUGUGAACCGGUUCCUCCCCAUCACUGCCCCCUUCCACAGCAAGUAUCUCGCCAAGGCAACCGCGCUGGUCGCCGAGGACUUGAAGGAUGUCGAAAUUGAUGUCAAGCGUCUGGGCAUCCCCGUCUACGACACGAACACUGGCAAAGAUAUCCGCGAGGAGGUGACUGGAAAUAUUGUGCCUGCGUUGGUUCGCAUGAUCACAAGCGACCCGGUCCACUGGGAGAAGGCCACCGUUUUCCCCGGAGCCACACACAUCUUGGACUUCGGUCCGGGAGGCAUCUCGGGUCUCGGUGUGCUGACGAGCAGAAACAAGGACGGCACCGGCGUGCGUGUCAUUCUAGCUGGGACGGUAAAUGGAACCGUGACCGAGGUCGGCUACAAGUCGGAGCUCUUCGACCGCGACGAGGAGCAUGCCGUCAAGUACGCGGUUGACUGGGUGAAGGAAUACGGUCCCAAGCUCGUCAAGACGUCGAGCGGCCAGACGUAUGUCGACACUAAGAUGAGCAGGCUGCUCGGUCUGCCGCCACUCCUAGUUGCCGGCAUGACCCCAGCCACUGUACCCUGGGACUUCGUGGCUGCCGCCAUGAACGCUGGCUACCAAAUUGAGCUGGCAGGCGGCGGAUAUUACAACGCCAAGACAAUGACAGCAGCCAUCUCCAAGAUUGAGAAGGCGAUCCCUCCUGGCCGUGGAAUCAGCAUCAACCUCAUCUAUGUCAAUCCCCGUGCCAUGGGGUGGCAGAUCCCGCUUCUUGGGAGACUCCGCUCGGAGGGCGUGCCAAUUGAGGGUCUGACCAUUGGUGCCGGCGUCCCGUCUAUUGAGGUUGCUCAAGAAUACAUCGAAACACUGGGUCUAAAGCACAUUUCCUUCAAACCUGGCUCGAGCGAGGCCAUCCAGGCUGUAAUCAACAUCGCCAAGGCCAACCCGACGUUCCCCGUCAUCCUCCAAUGGACCGGUGGCAGAGGUGGUGGCCACCACUCGUUCGAAGACUUCCACUCACCCAUUCUUGCCAUGUACGGCCGCAUCCGUCGUCACGAGAACAUCAUCCUCGUUGCUGGCAGUGGCUUUGGCGGCGCCGACGACACAUAUCCCUACCUGACCGGUGCGUGGUCCACCCAGUACGGGUACCCUCCGAUGCCUUAUGACGGCUGCUUGUUUGGCAGCCGCAUGAUGGUCGCCAAAGAGGCCCACACCAGCAGGGCCGCCAAGCAAGCCAUUGUGGACGCUCCCGGCCUUGACGAUGGCGAGUGGGAGAAGACCUACAAGGGCGCUGCCGGUGGAGUCAUCACCGUGCGGUCUGAAAUGGGUGAGCCCAUCCACAAGCUCGCCACGCGUGGUGUGCUCUUCUGGGCCGAAAUGGACCAAAAGAUUUUCAGCCUACCCAAGGAGAAGCGGGUUCCCGAGCUGAAGAAGAAUCGCGACCACAUCAUCCGGAAGCUCAAUGCCGACUUCCAGAAAGUCUGGUUCGGGCAGAACAAGGAAGGCCAGGCUGUGGAUCUGGAGGACAUGACGUACGGCGAGGUCGUCCGCCGUAUGGUAGAGCUUCUGUACGUAAAGGACGAAGCUCGAUGGAUCGACCCGUCUUUCCAGAAGCUCACGGUCGACUUCAUACACCGCGUGGAGGAGCGGUUCACCACCGCCUCCGGACAAUUCUCCGCUCUCCAACACCCCAAGGACCUAGACGAGCCCUGUUCUGCCAUCGAGCGCAUUCUGUCGCAUUACCCUGAAGCGGAGACUCAGAUCAUCAACGCCCAAGAUGUGCAACACUUCCUGCUGCUCUGUCAGCGACGUGGCCAAAAGCCGGUGACGUUUGUGCCCGCGCUAGAUGAGAACUUUGAGUUCUUCUUCAAGAAAGACUCGCUGUGGCAGUCGGAGGACCUUGGCGCCGUCAUUGGCAAAGAUGUCGGCAGAACUUGCAUUCUCCAGGGACCCAUGGCCGCAAAGCACUCGACCAAGGUGGAUGAGCCCAUCAAAGAGAUUCUCGACGGUAUCCAUCACGGCCACAUCGAGGGUCUGACUCGGGACCUGUACGGCAAUGAUGCCUCCAAGAUCCCUACCGUCGAGUACUUCGGCGGCAAGCUCAUCGAGGCAGAGAUCCCCUUGGAUGUCGAGGGCCUCACCGUCUCCGUGGAUGCCCACAAGAACACCUACCGAUUGUCCUCUUCUCCUUCGACUCAGUUGCCGUCGCUUGAGGAGUGGAUCUCACUUCUCGCCGGCUCGAGUCAGAACUGGCGCUAUGCCCUCCUCCAAUCCGAUGUCAUCGUCCAGGGCCAAAAGUACCAGACCAACCCGAUUAAGCAGAUCUUCGCGCCGACUCGGGGUCUCUUCGUCGAGAUUCUCCACCCCAACGACCCUGCCCAGACGGUCAUUGUGGUCAAGGAACAGCCGCGCCACAAUCGGUAUGUGGACGUGAUCGAGGUCAAGCUGGUGGGCAAGAACGAGAUCGCCGUCAGCAUGAUCAAGGAUACCACCGCCCUUGGGAAACCUGUCGCCCUCCCGUUGCGUUUCAUCUACCGCCCGGAGGCCGGCUAUGCGCCCAUUCACGAAGUCAUGGACGGCCGCAAUGAUCGCAUCAAGGAGUUCUACUGGCGUGCGUGGUUCGGUGACGAGGAGCUUGAUCUCAAUGCUUCUGUGACCAGCCAGUUUGAUGGCGGCAAGACUACCAUUACCAGCGAGGCCAUCAACGAGUUCGUCCACGCCGUGGGCAACACUGGCGAAGCCUUCGUCGAUCGCCCGGAAAAGACCAUGUAUGCACCCAUGGACUUUGCUAUCGUGGUGGGCUGGAAGGCCAUCACGAAGCCGAUUUUCCCGCGCACCAUUGACGGCGACCUCCUCAAGCUCGUCCACCUCUCCAACCAAUUCCGCAUGAUGCCCGGAGCUGAACCACUGAAGAAGGGUGAUGAGGUCUCUACUACGGCCCAGAUCAAUGCUGUCAUCAACCAAGACUCGGGGAAGAUGGUCGAAGUCUGCGGCACCAUCACUCGCGACGGCAAGGCGGUCAUGGAAGUUACGUCGCAGUUCCUUUACCGCGGUGUCUACACAGACUUCGAGAACACGUUCCAACGCAAGUUCGAAACGCCCAUGCAAGUCCACCUGGAGACUACCAAGGACGUUGCCGUCCUUCGCUCCAAGUCCUGGUUUACUUUUGAUGAAGAUGCCACGCCAGAGAUCGAUUUGCUCGGCCAGACUCUGAUCUUCCGACUUCAGAGUUUGGUCCGGUUCAAGGACAAGGCCGUCUUCAGCCAUGUUGAGACACGCGGUCAAGUCCUCGUCGAGCUGCCAACCAAGGAGAUUAUCCAGGUUGCUAGUGUGGAUUACGAGGCCGACAAUGCACACGGUAACCCGGUUGUGGAUUACCUGGAACGUCAUGGGUCGUCAAUUGAACAGCCUGUGAACUUCGAGAAUCCAAUUCCCCUCGGUGGAAAAACUCGGUUGCAGAUUCGGGCACCGGCAUCAAACGAGACGUACGCCCGUGUCUCGGGUGAUUACAACCCCAUCCACGUCUCUCGCGUCUUCGCCGCGUACGCCAACCUUCCCGGCACCAUUACCCACGGCAUGUACUCCAGCGCCGCUAUCCGCAGCCUAGUAGAGACGUGGGCGGCGGAGAACAAGAACGGCCGAGUGCGGAGUUUCUCUGCUUCGCUCACAGGCAUGGUCCUCCCCAACGACGACAUCGACGUCAAGCUGCAACAUGUCGGUAUGGUUGCUGGUAGGAAGAUCAUCAAGGUCGAGGCUGUGAACAAGGAGACGGAGGACAAAGUGCUUCUCGGCGAGGCAGAAAUCGAGCAGCCCGUCACUGCUUACGUCUUCACCGGCCAAGGCUCCCAGGAGCAAGGGAUGGGAAUGGACCUCUACGAUAGUAGCCCCGUCGCCAAGGAGGUCUGGGACCGUGCUGACAAGUACCUCAUGGAUACUUAUGGUUUCGCCAUUACCAACAUUGUCCGCAACAACCCCAAGGAGCUGACCAUCCACUUCGGCGGCCCGCGCGGCAAGGCCAUUCGCCAGAACUACAUGGCCAUGACCUUCGAGACAGUGGCAGGUGAUGGCUCGAUCAAGUCGGAGCGCAUCUUCAAGGGAAUCGACGAGAAGACCCAGUCCUACACUUACCGCUCCCCCACUGGCCUGCUUUCGGCCACUCAAUUCACCCAGCCCGCCUUGACGCUGAUGGAGAAGGCCAGUUUCGAGGACAUGAAGGCCAAGGGGCUUGUCCCCCGUGAUAGCACAUUCGCUGGUCACUCUCUUGGCGAGUACUCGGCUCUGGCAGCCCUUGCUGAUGUCAUGCCGAUUGAGUCGUUGGUGUCGGUCGUCUUCUACCGUGGCUUGACAAUGCAGGUUGCCGUCGAGCGUGACGCAUCGGGCCGGUCCAACUACAGCAUGUGCGCGGUCAACCCUAGCCGUAUCAACAAGACGUUCAACGAGGAAGCCCUGCGGUUCGUGGUGAACAACGUUUCUGAGACCACUGGCUGGCUUCUUGAGAUUGUCAACUUCAACAUCGCCAACAUGCAGUACGUCUGCGCCGGCGACCUCCGGGCUCUCGACACCUUGACUGGUGUUACCAACUACCUCAAGGCCAUGAAGAUCGACAUCGAACAAAUGCGCAAGGAAAUCCAGCCGGAAAUGGUCAGGGAAAAGCUCGUCGAGAUCAUCAAGGCGUGUGCCCAGGAGACCGAGGCCAAGCCGACGCCCCUGGAGCUACAGCGCGGCUUCGCCACCAUUCCCCUCAAGGGCAUCGACGUGCCGUUCCAUUCGACCUUCCUUCGCUCCGGUGUCAAGCCUUUCCGAAGCUUCUUGCUCAAGAAGAUCAACAAGACAACGAUCGACCCGGCCAAGCUGAUUGGAAAAUACAUCCCCAACGUGACGGCCAGGCCGUUUGCGAUUACUAAAGAGUACUUCGAAGACGUCUACCGCCUCACCAACUCUCCCAAGAUCGGUCAUGUCUUGGCCAAUUGGGAGAAGUAUCAGGACGACAACAGCGCGCUGACCGCGGCCAUGACGAACGGGGCUGGCGAUGCGAACGGGGUCAACGGGGAUAACGGGAGUCUGUAA